UGUGGUAGAGUCUGAAAACUCGGAAAGGAAGCCAAAUAUUUGUUGAGCUAGUAGCGAUCGUCGAAUAGCCAGUAGUCAAGUAAAUAAAGCUUUUAAAACUUUAAAAUAUAAUUUAGGAAAAUCGCUUCUUUGGCAUAGGGCCGAACUGUUCACAAAUAUGUCAACUCCGGCAAGACGACGUUUAAUGAGAGACUUUAAGCGGCUGCAGGAAGAUCCUCCAGCCGGAGUUAGUGGAGCCCCAUCUGAAAACAAUAUCAUGGUAUGGAAUGCAGUCAUUUUUGGACCAGAGGGAACACCUUUUGAAGAUGGAACCUUCAAACUUACCAUUGAAUUUACAGAGGAAUAUCCCAAUAAACCUCCAACAGUGCGAUUUGUCUCCAAAAUGUUUCACCCAAAUGUGUAUGCAGAUGGCAGCAUAUGCUUAGAUAUUCUUCAGAAUCGCUGGAGUCCAACCUAUGAUGUAUCAUCAAUCCUAACUUCUAUACAGUCUUUGCUGGAUGAGCCAAACCCAAACAGUCCUGCCAAUAGCCAAGCAGCCCAGCUUUACCAGGAAAACAAACGGGAGUACGAGAAGAGGGUUUCUGCUAUCGUAGAACAGAGUUGGCGUGACUGUUGACUUUUGAUUUUUGUUGAAGUCUGAUCAAACAAACAAACAAACCAUCUAUUAAGAAAGCAAAUUCUCAGAGAUGACAUUUAAAAAAAAUAAUCCUCCAGUAUACUUGUCCCAUCACUGUUGCUAAGUUUGUUUGCUGUUGUGUUGUGGCAUUCACUCCUGCCAAAUCCGACUGUUUGGCAAAAACAGAUGUUUAAGUUAAUGUACCUUGUUAUAUCUGGGUUACUUGCUCUGAGCCCCGACUUGACGUUUUUUUUCCCCUUUUUUUAAGACAAUAGCCAGUGCAAAAAGUUGUCAAUUCUCUCCCAGUACAAUUAUCAAGUGAACUGGUUGAAUGACAUGGUGACAGUUGUGUAGACGUGCUUGAUGUGUGGUUUGCUGUGUAGAUGACGUUUUAUAUUUAACAGAAAAUAAAGCUGGUGGUUUUUUUUCUGAUU
Molecule: messenger RNA, 1050 nt
Organism: Oryzias melastigma (Indian medaka)
Lineage: Eukaryota; Metazoa; Chordata; Actinopteri; Beloniformes; Adrianichthyidae
Gene: ube2a
Product: ubiquitin-conjugating enzyme E2A (RAD6 homolog)
Exons: 6
Coding region: 158-616 (152 amino acids)
Biological process (GO): protein polyubiquitination; proteasome-mediated ubiquitin-dependent protein catabolic process; DNA repair
Cellular component (GO): HULC complex
Molecular function (GO): ubiquitin conjugating enzyme activity
Source: RefSeq, a predicted model, not a curated record